Molecule: messenger RNA, 956 nt
Organism: Vitis riparia (riverbank grape)
Lineage: Eukaryota; Viridiplantae; Streptophyta; Magnoliopsida; Vitales; Vitaceae
Product: CBS domain-containing protein CBSX3, mitochondrial
Exons: 6
Coding region: 106-723 (205 amino acids)
Source: RefSeq, a predicted model, not a curated record
UUUAAUAAAAAUGCUGGAUGGAUUAUUUUAUCUCUCGCUUCAGGAGUGCUUGGGGACACAGAGAGAGAAGCUAAGAAAGGAUAGCGUCAGUGGCCGCCAGGUAAAAUGCAAGGAGCAAUACAAGCAAUUGUAUCACAUGGAAGCAUUGUAAAAAAUGUAGUUCUGCAUCGUAUCAGGCUGGUGAAUCCAAUCAUGCCAUCUGUUGUAUUUUCUCGUCUUCAGUCGGUUACUUCAGCUCGUAUGGAGGAGCAUGGUUUUGAGAGCACCACAAUUGCAGACGUUUUGAAAGGAAAAGGCAAAAGUGCAGAUGGUUCUUGGCUUUGGUGCACUACAGAUGAUUCUGUUUAUGAUGCUGUGAAAUCAAUGACACAUCACAAUGUUGGAGCCUUGGUGGUUGUGAAACCUGGAGAACAAAAAUCUAUUGCAGGAAUCAUCACAGAGAGAGAUUAUCUGAGAAAGAUCAUAGUACAGGGAAGAUCAUCCAAGUCAACGAAGGUUGGAGAUAUCAUGACUGAAGAGAACAAGCUUAUCACAGUCUCACCCAAUACCAAAGUUCUGCGAGCAAUGCAGCUGAUGACAGAUAACCGCAUUAGGCACAUUCCAGUGAUUGAUGACAAGGAAAUGAUAGGCAUGGUGUCCAUUGGGGAUGUGGUUCGUGCUGUGGUGACUGAGCAUAGGGAGGAGUUGGACCGCUUGAAUGCAUACAUCCAGGGGGGUUAUUAGAUGGUUAUGCUAAUGAUGAUGAGAUAUCAAGUUGCCUAUCAGAAAAAAAUGAAGAUGAAAUGCUUUUGAGCUCUCUUGGGUGGAUAAUACUUCUCUUUGAACACUAGUACUACGCUGACUGCUUGUAAAUAUAUGUUGUGCUGUGUGGAACUUAUGCUACUUGUUUUUGCGCUUGGAGUACAUCGCCAUGUGGACUAUGGCUAAAUAAUAUGCACUAUGAUUCCCACUUGAAA